Messenger RNA from Aspergillus fijiensis CBS 313.89, 1095 nucleotides. RefSeq lists its product as uncharacterized. The record is from RefSeq and is a predicted model, not a curated record. Lineage: Eukaryota; Fungi; Ascomycota; Eurotiomycetes; Eurotiales; Aspergillaceae. The coding region runs from base 1 to 1095 and encodes 364 amino acids. The transcript is spliced from 2 exons.
AUGAAGUCAUUACAAGACUGGUUGAACAACGUGCAGACUUUAAUGUGUGUGCAGAUGGAGGCCUUAGAGGAGGUCGUCGAGGAACUAUGCCUGGAGUGCGCUCCUCCAAACAAAAGCCAUCGACUAGAACGCUUGCGGCACUUUCAAGCGGAUUUACGGGGCUUUGUGGGGGAGUGGGAUUGGCUGGCUGACAAUGAGUUGGCGCGCUACUUUCAUAGUCCGCUCUACGCCCAUUUUGAUCGGUUCCGGGACGUGUUACGCGCUCGCGGCCGCUCAAAGCGCUUCAACGACAUGCUGCAGGAACGCCUUGCCGGGUCAUACCAGAGGGCCGCCAAUUUGCGUCUCCCGGAAGACAACCGCGUCCAGCUCAUGUGGUUCCUUCACGCAGCCUGUGAGGCUCGAUACCCACGGGCCGACCCCAGGCUCCGGGUGCAGAUCAGCAACCUCAUAUGGAGGCGUCGCAGAGUCAUUACGCGUCAAUCAAGCCACCUUCCGCCCGCGACGCUCGACUUCACUCGCACCAUUGAGUUUCCUCCGAUCCCCGGGAUGCUAGCUGGUAAGCACUUCAUUCGGUGUCCUUACUGUGAGCACCGAUUUCUCCGCGAUCUUAGUCAAUCGAAGUGGAGACGCCACCUGAUAGACGACCUGCGGCCGUAUAUUUGCAUGUGGGCGCUGUGUCCACACACGUUCGGCUCCAUUGACGCUUGGCUCAACCAUCUCAAGGACGCCGAUGCCCACCCUACGAAGCUUCUGCCUUCAUUCUUGAACGAAUGCCCCUUCUGUGGUAUUCCUUGCGCCGAUUCCCAGUGGUCCUCGGUGGAGAAGCUGCUGAGACAUAUUGCAGAACAUCAUCUGGAGGAACUUUUUCUGUUGGCACUUCCGGGGGGGCCGACGGAUCUGUUCUCGAAUGUCUUUCUGAGAGAAGAGAAGAUUAGCCUGGAGCCUUACGAGGCUCCCGAGGUUCCUGAGGCUCAUGAGGAUUAUCAUAGGCCUUUCGGGAGCCCAGAGGAUGAUGAAGUCGAAGAGAGUGUUGAUACAGAGGCAGACGACGGCCUGACCUCUGAGGGAUUCCGCUCUCCUCGCUCCUUGAUUUAG